UACAAUGGAGAGAACAGAUGACUGCAUUUACUUCAGUUCAACCACCCACCUUAACCUCUCCUCUCUAUUAAAACCCUAAUAAUAUCCUCUUCUCACAGUCACACACCACAGCUUCAUUAUCAUUUUUCUUCACUACCCAUCUCUUAUUUUUGUUUCAAAUGGCUAUUUUCAAGAGAUUUUCAUGGGUGGUGAUGAUGGUUUUGAUGGGAUUAGGGUUAGGGUUAGGGCAAUUUAUAGAUCCAUUUGGGCCACAAGGAGGAGUUAGAAGAAGAGAAAUGGUGCCUGCUAUGUUUAUAUUUGGAGAUUCUCUUAUUGAUAAUGGGAAUAAUAAUAAUCUUCCUUCUUUAGCUAAGGCUAAUUAUUUUCCUUAUGGCAUUGAUUUUAAUGGCGGACCUACUGGUCGGUUCUCUAAUGGUUACACCAUGGUUGAUCAAAUAGCUGAAAUGCUAGGACUUCCAUUGAUUCCUGCAUUUUCUGAGGCAUCUGGAGAUGAAGUGCUUCAUGGAGUUAAUUAUGCCUCUGCUGCUGCUGGAAUCCUUGAUAUCACUGGCAGAAAUUUUGUGGGUCGGAUACCAUUCAACCAACAGAUAAGCAACUUCCAAACGACAUUGAAUCAGAUAACAGAUAAUCUUGGGGCAGUCGAAGUGGCUAAAGCCAUCGGACAGAGCAUAUUCUUUGUUGGUAUGGGCAGUAAUGAUUAUCUUAAUAAUUAUCUCAUGCCCAACUACCCUACCAAGAAUCAAUACAAUGGUCUUCAAUAUGCUGAUCUUUUGGUUCAACAAUACACCCGCCAACUUACGAGCCUAUACAAUCUCGGAGCAAGGAAAUUUAUACUAGGAGGAUUAGGAAUGAUGGGAUGCAUUCCAAGUAUUCUUGCUCAAAACCCUGCAGGACUAUGCUCUGAAGAGGUUAACCAACUAGUGAUGCCCUUUAAUCAAAAUGUUAAGGCAAUGAUGAACAACUUCAAUACCGACCUCCCCGGUUCUAAAUUCAUCUUCAUCGAUAUCGCUCAUAUGUUCCGAGAUAUCCUCACCAAUGCUCCCGCUUAUGGAUUUAGUGUGAUAAACCGAGGAUGCUGUGGGAUAGGGAGAAAUAGAGGACAAGUGACAUGCCUCCCAUUCCAGACUCCAUGUCCUAACAGAGAACAGUACAUAUUUUGGGAUGCUUUCCACCCAACUGAAGCUGUUAACAUUUUAAUGGGGAAGAAGGCUUUCAAUGGAGACACUUCCAUUGCCUAUCCUAUCAACAUUGAGCAGCUUGCUAAUCUUCAAUUAGAUAACUAAUUAAUUAAUAGUUUAAUACUUUAUAUGGAAAUCAAAGAGCAGUUGUAUUAAUUGCUACCAUGCUUUGAUUUGUUUUUGAUGACAUUUAUUUCUGUUUUUAAACCUCAUUUGUUCUUUUGAUUUGCUUCUUCUUUUAAGUGGAAAAAUGCAGUCUUACCCUAUCAAGAACAAUGUCGACUUGAAGGAUUAUAUGCCUAAAUUCUAUGGUAUAUUUUAAAUUGGUAUCAAAAUUUUAGUA
Mercurialis annua (annual mercury) is the source of this 1521-nucleotide messenger RNA. Its product is annotated as GDSL esterase/lipase At1g71691-like. The record is from RefSeq and is a predicted model, not a curated record. NCBI's taxonomy places the organism in Eukaryota, Viridiplantae, Streptophyta, Magnoliopsida, Malpighiales, Euphorbiaceae. The transcript is spliced from 5 exons. Gene Ontology annotation, molecular function: hydrolase activity, acting on ester bonds. The coding region runs from base 159 to 1283 and encodes 374 amino acids.